UGGAAGAAAGGGAACGGAGGCACCAAGAGGAGCAGAUGCAGCAGCAGCUUAGGGAGAACAUGCAGAUGCAGCAGCAGAUGUUGCAGCAGAUGCAACAACAGCAACAGAUGUUCCAGCAGAUGUUCAUGAACCAGGCCGUGCUGACUUCCCCACCAGGGAGUAGUGGUCCUAGCACGUCGUGUCCUCCUAUGUUCCCACAUUUUAUCCCCACGCCCGAUCCGGUUGUGAUGGCGCUCCUCCAGCAAGCGCCAAGUCAGAGCCCGCUGACACCUGGCUUGAUCGUCAACAAUACGGGCAUCAUCCGGAGCCUGCAGCAGUUUCUAGGAGGACAAGGAGGUGGAGAAGGACAAGGAAGUGGAGAAGGACAAGGAAGUGGAGAAGGUUGAUGUUGCUUGUGUAUGAACUUGUUGUGCGACUUGGAACAUUCUAUGUUGGAGACUUUGUUGUUGAUGUUGAUUGUAUGAAAUAAUUAUGCGACUUGGAACUAUUGUAUGGACUUUGUUGGACUACUCGUGUAUGAACUUUGUUGUUG
Molecule: messenger RNA, 532 nt
Organism: Lolium perenne
Lineage: Eukaryota; Viridiplantae; Streptophyta; Magnoliopsida; Poales; Poaceae
Source: RefSeq, a predicted model, not a curated record